AUGUUACCAGAUUUAGACAAACCAAGUUUAAAAGAAAUGGGAAUAGUAUUGAUGGGUGAUAUGAUAGCAAUAUUACGGUACGCUAAAAAAGUAAGUGAAGAGAUGACUUGCGAGCGUUUUUUAGUAGACUCUGUCGACCCAUCUUUAUCAUUAAGCAAUAAAAAUCCCGACAAUAAUUUAUCAAAAAUAAAUCCAACAAAAUCAACUGUUAAAAAAUUACCUUCUAAAGUAACAAAUGUAUCAAAAAUUGCGGAUAGUAGUAAAACUAAAUCACAAGUUGUUGCUAAAAAUAAUUUGAAGGUAAAACCUAAUAUUGUAGUUACUGGACUGAAAAAAAAAACUGUUGGCAGUACGAGAGUUGUCGCUCCGAUAAAAAAACCUGAAGAUUUACAAGCGAAAAAAAGAAAGCUUGAAAUUGAAACUAUUGACAGUGAUUCUGACGAGAGUGACGAAGAUUUAGAUUUAAAAAUGAACAAAAGGUUAAAAAGUGACGAGAGUAAAAUAAAUUAUAAAGUUGUUAUGAAUAGGCCGACAAAUGUUGUAACAAAAGAAUCUUUAAAUGUUACUCAGAAGAAAUUAAUUGACCAAAAAAGAACUGUUUUUGAUAGACUGGGUGAUAGUUCAGUUACAAGUACUACUAAUUUAAUUGAUAGUACUACUUUUAAUAUUACCGGGAUUGGUAAUGAUGUUGUUAAACGCAAUUCUGGUGUAUUUAAACGCUUAGGAGAUAAAGAUAAAAAAGAUGUUAGUGCUGGGAUUUUAAAAAAUGAAAUUAAUGGAAAAUUAAAUCAACCUCAAGGCAUUUUAAAAAAUAAACCUAAUAAUGUUGGGACUACGUCGAUAAAAUUGGUUAAAAAUCCUGGAAAAUCGGGAACUAUGCACGCUGAUCAUGAGAGUAAGAAGAAAAUUGUUUCGAGUAGUAUUAAACAACUUGUACGGACUACUAAAGCUAUGAAAUUGAAUAGCGUUACGUCUAUUACCAGGAAAAUUCCUAAUAAUAAAUUAGGUGAGUUGAAGUUAUUUUUAUCUUGA
This is a messenger RNA of Cotesia congregata, 1032 nucleotides long. Lineage: Eukaryota; Metazoa; Arthropoda; Insecta; Hymenoptera; Braconidae. The record is from the annotation of a GenBank genome assembly.